Messenger RNA from Gongylonema pulchrum, 501 nucleotides. Lineage: Eukaryota; Metazoa; Nematoda; Chromadorea; Rhabditida; Gongylonematidae. The record is from the annotation of a GenBank genome assembly.
AUGAAAGCAGUGUGCCAAAAGCGGCUGGCAAUCAGCAUGACUGUGACUGCAUUAAAAUAUGUCAAUUUCUUCUGGUCAGCGGUGACAACUAAAUCAUUUCAGCAUCGAUAUACAGACAACACAUUCACUGGUCAGUUUAUAUCAACCGUCGGCAUCGAUUUCAAAGAGAAAAAAGUUGUUUAUAAAAGUGGCCGCGGAGGCUUUGGCGGAAGAGGGCAACGAGUCUUAUUACAACUAUGGGAUACCGCUGGACAAGAAAGAAUAGCUGCAAAUUUUCAAUCACACAAAGUUUUCUCAUUUAAGGUUUAUAAAAGUGGCCGCGGAGGCUUUGGCGGAAGAGGGCAACGAGUCUUGUUACAGCUAUGGGAUACCGCUGGACAAGAAAGGUUUCGGAGUUUAACAACGGCUUUUUUUCGCGAUGCGAUGGGUUUCAUACUGAUCUUCGAUAUCACAAAUGAACAGUCGUUUUUGAAUAUCAGAGAUUGGCUAUCACAGUUAAAA